AUGCUACAUUUCCUACUCACCACUUCAUAUUCUUCUUUACAGUGCAAGAACAACAAGGGCAAUGAUGUAGACUGGUAUGCGUUAUUUAAAAUGCCAACGUUAAAAGAUCGAAACCCGAACCAUGCAACUGGAAUGGCCUUCUUUUACACAGAUCCAUCAACCAGUUUGUCCGAGGCGCCAUCUGAUGUCGGCUCUAUGAAGAAUAACCCUUUGUAUAACACGCUUGCCCCGAUGUAUUCUAACAAUCCUGAAGUCGGCUACAUGAUUAUUUCGGACCAACCACCACACAGAACAUCUAAUCCCUCUGACACAUAUGCACACAAAAAGGGCGUCCUUAUUUUCGAUAAAGAUAAUGGUCUUUACCUUGAACAUUCAGUUCCACGCUAUCCAAAUGAUCCAAAAGUUACAACUGAGUACUCAUAUCCUGACACUGGCACUAACUUUGGCCAAGCAAUGCUUUGCACAUCUUUAACUCAUCAACAAAUCAACGAUUGGGCCUAUGGAAUGUUAAUUGAGCGUGGAUACGUAGUUUCCUACAAUGCACCUUCUUUUACUGAUCUUAAGAUACCAAAUCUACAACAAGUUAUCGAUGGAAAAUGGAUUGAAAGCCAAGUUCAAACGAAAGUUACAGAUAUCAAUUUAAAGACACGUUCUAUCAAGCUAUUCUCCAAAUGCAGGUUCUGGGGACAAGACUUGUACCACGAUCUCGUUGCACCAACCUUCCAAACAAAUGUAAUUUCAGAAACAUGGGCAAGAGGACCAGGAACAAUGACAUCCGACUGCAGUUCGAGAUACCACUCAAACAACAUCCUUACAGUCAGUAUAAACGGCGUUCAAUGGACAAGAAUGAACGAUCACUCCAAAUGGGCCGUUGCAGGCGAUUAUAUCUGCAUCGGAGGAAUAAAUCGCCAGGAUAAACAAAAGGAACGUGGUGGAGGAACUUGGUGCAUGAAAGAUGCAAAAUUUGCUGCAUUAAUGAGAAAAAGUGCUAUUGAAGUUGAACAGUGCCCUUAA
Molecule: messenger RNA, 1014 nt
Organism: Trichomonas vaginalis G3
Lineage: Eukaryota; Parabasalia; Trichomonadida; Trichomonadidae
Product: deoxyribonuclease II protein
Exons: 1
Coding region: 1-1014 (337 amino acids)
Biological process (GO): apoptotic DNA fragmentation
Molecular function (GO): deoxyribonuclease II activity
Source: RefSeq, a predicted model, not a curated record